Fusarium oxysporum Fo47 is the source of this 1494-nucleotide messenger RNA. Its product is annotated as cyclin-dependent serine/threonine-protein kinase PHO85. Gene Ontology annotation, molecular function: ATP binding; cyclin-dependent protein serine/threonine kinase activity. NCBI's taxonomy places the organism in Eukaryota, Fungi, Ascomycota, Sordariomycetes, Hypocreales, Nectriaceae. Gene Ontology annotation, cellular component: nucleus; cytoplasm. Gene Ontology annotation, biological process: protein phosphorylation. Bases 341 to 1312 code for a protein of 323 amino acids. The record is from RefSeq and is a predicted model, not a curated record. The transcript has a single exon.
CAAGCAAAGGGUGCGACUCCAAAAAAAAAAAAGUGAGGCCAACCUGAAGGGCGGAACCCCCAAAUACAUACUCUAUCGUCAAGGGCAGUGUUUGUGAGUCAUCAACAAACCCAAAAUAUCAAGAAAUAGCAGCAAACAAUAGCCACUGCCCAAAACCCUUCACCUCGCAUAAUCUUUCUCACCUGCAGAUUAUCGACAAUCCUCGCCCAAGUCGCAGUCCCAGGUCCCUCAGUCGAAAUUGGUGACACGCCAUUAUCAGCCAAUACCCACUCAUCCUCGUUCGCUUUUCAAACCCUACCCGCAUCAGAUCCCCCAACUGAUAUCGUAUCGUACCCUCAACAUGGACGGAAAGCGACACCCCAGCUCGUUCCAGCAGCUCGAGAAGCUCGGUGAAGGUACCUACGCCACCGUCUUCAAGGGCCGCAACAGACAGACUGGAGAGCUUGUAGCGCUCAAGGAAAUCCACCUCGACUCCGAAGAGGGAACACCGUCGACCGCCAUCCGAGAGAUUUCGUUGAUGAAGGAGCUCAAGCACGAGAAUAUUGUAGGCCUGCACGAUGUUAUUCACACCGAGAACAAACUCAUGCUCGUCUUCGAGUACAUGGACGGCGAUCUUAAGAGGUACAUGGACACUCAUGGCGAUCGCGGUGCCCUCAAGCCUACCACCAUCAAGUCCUUCAUGUACCAGCUCCUCAAGGGCAUCGACUUCUGUCACCAAAAUCGUGUUCUUCACCGCGAUCUCAAGCCCCAGAACUUGCUCAUCAAUAGCAAGGGCGUUUUGAAGCUCGGCGAUUUCGGCCUUGCCCGCGCCUUUGGUAUCCCCGUCAACACCUUCUCCAAUGAGGUCGUCACCCUAUGGUACCGCGCCCCCGAUGUUCUCCUCGGCAGCCGAACAUACAACACCAGUAUCGAUAUCUGGUCCGCGGGCUGCAUCAUGGCCGAGAUGUUUACCGGUCGACCUCUGUUCCCCGGAACCACAAACGAAGACCAGAUCAUCCGCAUUUUCCGCAUCAUGGGAACACCAACAGAGCGUACCUGGCCCGGUAUCACACAGUUCCCCGAGUACAAACCUACAUUCCAUAUGUACGCCACUCAAGAUCUUCGAAACAUCCUCCCGGCGAUUGACCCCAACGGUAUCGAUCUGCUGCAGCGAAUGCUACAGCUUCGACCAGAACUGAGGAUCAGUGCCCAUGAUGCCCUUCAGCACGUUUGGUUCAACGACCUUAUGAUGCACCCUCAGCAGCAGGCUCUCCAAGCGCAGGCUCGCGGAUACCCCCAGGCUGUUCCCACUCAAGGUUUCGAGGCGUAUUAGAACUUGCCCCAACCCCCAGUGGCGGGAGACCAAGAUUUCUAGUUUUGCCUGCGUCAUGAUCACAGCGUUUUUGAAUCGAGCUGUUUCAGUAACAGCGCCUCACUGCAAACCAAAAGAAGAAAAUACCGGAAUAUUACGUGACGACUAUUUCUCAGCACGAUGGAGUUAAGGGUCAGCAUGAA